Molecule: messenger RNA, 1803 nt
Organism: Papilio polytes (common Mormon)
Lineage: Eukaryota; Metazoa; Arthropoda; Insecta; Lepidoptera; Papilionidae
Product: esterase FE4-like
Exons: 3
Coding region: 100-1716 (538 amino acids)
Source: RefSeq, a predicted model, not a curated record
CUUAAUUAUACACUUGUAUAAAUAUAACUUCACAUUUUAUAAUUCAGUUAAUUUUGUGUGAUUCUGAGACACACAUGAAUUGUCUUGCAAUAUUCUAAUAUGGUCAAAAUUAAAGUCAAUGAGGGUUAUCUCGAAGGAGAGAUUACAGAAAGUGAAUUAGGAGGGAAUUACUACAGUUUCAGAGGGAUUCCUUACGCUGAACCACCAAUUGGAGAUCUCCGUUUCAAGGCGCCUGUACCAAAGAAACCUUGGGAUGGAAUUCGAAAUGCAAGAGAAUUUGGGUCUAUUUGUUAUCAAUUCGAAAUAAAGAGUGAAGUUGGCUUAAUACGUAUUGGUUCUGAAGAUUGUUUGUAUUUAAACGUUUAUACUCCAGAUAUUAACCCGAAGCAUCCUUUACCAGUCAUGUUUUACAUACACGGUGGUGGAUUGGUCCUCGGAAGCGGCAAUGAUGAUAUGUACGGCCCUGAAUUUUUAGUAAAACAUGACGUAAUUCUAGUUACAAUCAAUUACAGAUUAGAAGUUCUAGGCUUCUUGUGUCUAGAUACUGAAGAUGUCCCAGGUAAUGCUGGCAUGAAGGAUCAGGUAAUGGCACUUAGAUGGGUCAAUAAUAAUAUUGCUAACUUCGGUGGUGAUCCUAGAAAUAUUACUAUUUUCGGUAACAGCUAUGGUGCUAUUAGUGUCAAUUUUCAUUUAAUAUCACCGAUGACUAAAGGCCUCUUCCAGCGAGCUAUAGUUCAAAGUGGCUCCUUAACUUGUCCGUUUGCUAAGAUUAUUCAACCGCGGGAAAGAGCACUUGCAUUAGCUAAAAGGUUAGGAUUUCGAGAAGGUGACGAACAAGUUUAUGAGUUUUUUAAACGGCAACCAAAAGAAUCCUUGAUUAAAAUUAAAUUUCCUCUGACAUAUUAUGAGCAAGGAAAAGAUCAGUAUGAUACACUUUUUGGUAUCGUUGAUGAAAAAGAAUUCGCAAGCAACGAAAGUUUUAUUUCUGGUGAUUUUGUUGAAAAACUCCGCAAUGGUAUACACGCUGAUGUCGAGAUUAUGAUGGGAUAUACCGAUGAUGAAGGUUUUAUAUGUUUAAGAUCAAGAAAAAUAGAAAAAGUUUUCGAAUAUGCAAAUAAUUUUUUACAAUUCUACGUCCCAAAUGCGAUAGCAUACAAUUGUAGUUCGGAUAUACAAUUUGAAGUCGGACGAAGAGUUAAAGAUUACUAUUUUGGGAAUGAAAUCGUUUCAUUGCAAAGUUUGAAGAAACUAAUAAUCUUCUUUUCUUUGAAUUACUUCACGUAUCCUAUGUUUCAAAUAGCAAAGAGUUGUUCAAGGAAAAACAAAGUUUAUUUCUAUAAAUUUACUGGUAAAACUGAAAGGAAUAUUAUGGCUCGUAAAUUAAAACUGGAGUACCUUAUAGGUGAUGUAAUACUUACAUGUCACUGUGAUGAAUUAACUUAUAUUUUUCUAAUGAAGAAAGAGAAUCUUAAAAUUGACAAAAACUCAAAAAGCUAUAAAAUUAUCGAGAAUUUGACAAAAAUAUGGACCAAUUUUGCCAAACAUGGAAAUCCAACGUCAAGUUUUGGAUUUGAAUGGACUCCGUAUAACUCAAGUGAACAAGCUUACUUAGAAAUCAAUGAAGACCUAACGAUGGGAACUGAACCAGACAAAAUAGAGGUGGAUUUCUGGGAAAAUCUAUACCGGGAAUAUCUGCCUUGUUCUAUACCUUACUAAUCGUUAAGUAACUGUUUAGAUUUACUAUUAUUUUAUAAUUAUACUAGCUGUUCCCGUGCGGCUUCAUCCGCAUAGAAUUAUAAAAAA